This is a messenger RNA of Chelonus insularis, 1614 nucleotides long. RefSeq names its product targeting protein for Xklp2-like. The transcript has 2 exons. Bases 196 to 1446 code for a protein of 416 amino acids. The record is from RefSeq and is a predicted model, not a curated record. Lineage: Eukaryota; Metazoa; Arthropoda; Insecta; Hymenoptera; Braconidae.
UUGUUUUUUUUUCUAUCAAUUCAGAACAUUCAAAAGAUUCGUUAUAAAAUAACCGCUACAAAUAUUCUAUUACAAAAUAAUCCAACAAAAUUAAUAAUAUCAAUUUCUUUAACUGCUACAUUUAUUUUCUGAGUGAUAAAAUUUACUAAGCAUUAUCAAAGUUUUGUAAAUACGUGUGAAUAGUAUAAACAAACUAUGGAGAAUUUAGAUAAUUCACAGUGGCGUUCUACAGAUUCUAACUCUGAUAAUCUUGAUGAAUCGGCUACAGAAACUAUCAAUUCAUCUUUUUUGUCAUGUAAUACACAAAAAGAUAAUGAAGAUUGUGAUUCUGAAGAUGGAUUAUUAAAUGCAAUGAAUAAUUUACAAAUCACAACAGUUGAAAAAUCCGAACAGCUUGAUCAUUUAAAUUCCACCACAAAAAUUAAUAUUGAUAAAGAAAAUAACUUUUUAGAUGAAAAAGUAGAUCAUACUCAAGAAAAUACUCAAAUAAAUAAUACACUGAAUUCAUCUAAAAUAUUUAAAAAGCCUCCAACUCCUAUGAAAUCGAAGUUAGCUGUUCCAACGAAAACGAAAACAAUGUCAUUACCACCUCCUGAUUUAUCAAAAUCCAAAAUAAUGAACGUUUCGUUAAAUUCGUCAAUAUCAAAAAAUAAAAAUUCCAAAGAGACGGAUAAACGUAUUAUUAAAACACUAGUCGAUACAGAUGAAGGGAUAGAACUAAGAGAGGAAAAAAUAAAUCAUUUUUCGAUUCCCAUAAUUGAUGGUAAAAAGAAACGUACAGAACCUAUUGGAUUCAGUUUUUUAAGUAGAAUUAAGAAACCAGUGACAAAAAUCAAUAAUAAUGAAGCAGAAAAAAACAUUACAACGGGAAUACAACAAACUAAUAAAAAUGUUUCAUUAAAUAAUCAACGUAAAACAGUGAUUCGUAGUCGAUCAGCUUUAACAAUUAAUAGUAAUGUAGCAAAAGGUAAUGAAACCUUAAAGACAAAAUCUACAUCAGCAACUAUGAAACGUUCUAUUACGACAUCAACUCUUUCCGCAGUAAAAAAUACCAAGAAUGUAAAAACUAAUGUCAAUACGUCAACUCUUAAAAGAGCAAAUCAAGAAAAUAAAUCACCAAAUGAAAAUAAAAUCAAGCCACGAAUACAGCAUCAAUUUUGUAAGGCUUUACCUCCGAAAUUACAUACAGACCAAAGAGCAAAGAAAAGACAUGAAUUUGACGUUAAAUUAAAACAAAAAGAAAUGGAAAUUGAAAAAAUACGAUCUGAGUUAGAGAAAAAGCAACGAGAAAAAGAAAAACUCGAAGAAUUAGCAUUGAGAAAGACUAUGGAACACAAAGCAAUUCCUGUGCCAGAAUUUAAAGUACCUGCUCCUAUUCGUUCAAAAAAGCCAUUGACAGAACCACAGAGUCCAGCAUGGGCACUUAAAAUUAAGCAAGCUAAAUAAUUAUUAGUUCAUGAUAAUUUUUUAUUAUAUUUAUAAACUAAAACAAAUAAUAUUUUGAUGAAUCGUUUUAUAGAUAAAUGUCUUUCAAUUGACGUAAUAAUUUUUAAUAAAAAAUAAAUAUUUUUAGUGAAAAAAUAUUUUUAAUUAACAAACAUUAUUAUAAUUUAC